CAGCCGGCCGCCGUUCCCAAGAUGGCCGCGGCGCGCACCGCUCCUGCGGCGGGCUGAAGGCGGAGGCGGAGCCGAGUCACUCCCGCACUCCGCAGCUCGGGUGCCCCCCUCCCGCCCUCCGGCGCCGGGCUGCAGCUGACUACCCGCCACGGCCAUGCGGGGCUCUGUGCACGGAUGAGAGAAGCUGCAGCCGAGCCGGUGUCCGCUCCCACCUUCGCCGUCACCCCUGCCGCCGCCAUGGAGGAGCCGCCGCCGCCGCCGGAUCCGGAGCCUGAGCCGGAGCGCUGCCCCGCGGCGAGGCAGGAGUGCAUGCUGGGAGAUUCAGCUUGCAAGAGUCUGGAGUCUGAUCCAGAGGACUUUUCUGAUGAAGCAAAUCCAGAAAACCUCUAUGGCACCUCACCCCCCAGCACGCCUCGGCAGAUGAAGCGCAUGUCAACCAAACACCAAAGGAAUAACCCAGGGAGACCGGCCAGCAGAUCCAGUUUGAAAGAAAAAAUGAGCACAGCAAAUCAGUCCCCACACAAAGACUCUGGGAAGCCGGUGGAGUCCGCAGAGGAGCACAGCUACAAGCAGGAGAGGAAGGUGCGAGCCACUCUGAGAACCACGGAGCGGGACCACAAGAAGAGCGCGCAGUGCUCGUUCAUGCUGGAUUCCGUAGCUGGGUCUUUGCCAAAAAAAUCGAUUCCAGAUGUGGAUCUCAAUAAGCCUUACCUCAGCCUCGGCUGCAGCAAUGCUAAGCUUCCGGUCUCCGUGCCCGUGCCUAUAGCCAGAACGGCACGCCAGACUUCCAGGACUGACUGUCCAGCAGACCGUUUAAAGUUUUUUGAAACAUUACGACUUCUGCUAAAGCUUACCUCAGUCUCAAAGAAGAAGGACAGGGAGCAAAGAGGACAAGAAAACACGUCUGCUUUCUGGUUUAACCGGUCGAAUGAACUGAUUUGGUUAGAGCUACAGGCCUGGCAUGCAGGUCGCACCAUCAAUGACCAGGACCUGUUUUUAUACACGGCCCGCCAAGCCAUCCCGGAUAUCAUCAAUGAAAUACUCACUUUCAAAGUCAAUUAUGGGAGCAUGGCCUUUGUUAGGAAUGGAGCCAGUUUCAAUGGUACUUCAGUAGAAGGGCAGUGCAGGACCCCACACGGAGCAAAGAGUUCUGGCUGCUCCAGGUGUCACGAGCAUCUCCAGCGCCAGAGGGUCUCAUUCGAGCAGGUGAAGCGGAUCAUGGAGCUGCUCGAGUACAUAGAAGCACUUUAUCCAUCGUUGCAGGCGCUCCAGAAGGACUAUGAGAAGUAUGCUGCAAAGGACUUCCAGGACAGGGUGCAGGCACUCUGUCUGUGGCUAAAUAUCACGAAAGACUUAAAUCAGAAACUGAGGAUUAUGGGCACUGUUCUGGGCAUCAAGAACUUGUCAGACAUUGGCUGGCCAGUGUUUGAAAUCCCUUCCCCUAGGCCAUCCAGAGGCCAUGAGCUGGAAUCCGAGGGAGAGGACACGGAGGGAGAGUUGAAGGAGCUGGAGAACAGUACGGAGGAGAGCGACGACGAAGGAGCCCCCAGUCUGAGGGUCUCAGAGCUCAGGCCAUCCACAGACAGCUUUGUGGACGUCCACUCACAGGACUGCGUAUCCAGGAAGCUUGAGAGGCUCGAAUCUGAGGAGGAUCCUGUGGGCUGGGAAGCAGCAGACUGUGGCACCGAAGCUGGCUUCAGUAGGCAUUGUCUGACUUCUAUUUAUAGACCAUUUGUGGACAAGGCACUGAAGCAGAUGGGGUUAAGAAAGUUGAUUUUACGACUUCACAAGCUAAUGAAUGGCUCCUUGCAAAGGGCACGUGCAGCUCUGGUGAAGAGCAAUGGUCCAGUGGAGUUCUCUGAAUUUCCAGAUCCCAUGUGGGGCUCGGAUUAUGUACAACUGUCCAGGACGCCCCCUUCCUCGGAGCAGAAAUGCAGUGCUGUGUCCUGGGAAGAGCUGAAGUCCAUGGACCUGCCCUCAUUUGAGCCCGCUUUCCUAGUGCUCUGCCGAGUUCUGCUGAACGUCAUCCAUGAGUGUCUGAAGCUGCGGCUGGAGCAGAGGCCUGCCGGGGAGCCCUCCCUCCUGAGCAUCAAGCAGCUGGUGAGAGAGUGCAAGGAGGUCCUGAAGGGCGGCCUUCUGAUGAAGCAGUAUUACCAGUUCAUGCUACAGGAGGUGCUGGAUGGCCUGGAGAAGACCGACUGCAACAUCGAUGCUUUCGAAGAGGAUCUGCAGAAGAUGCUGAUGGUGUACUUUGAGUACAUGAGAAGCUGGAUCCAGAUGCUGCAGCAGUUGCCUCAGGCGUCCCACAGCUUAAAGAAUCUGUUAGAGGAAGAAUGGAAUUUCACAAAAGACAUAACUCAUUACAUCCGGGGAGGAGAAGCACAGGCUGGAAAGCUGUUCUGUGACAUUGCAGGAAUGCUGCUGAAAUCUACGGGGAUCUUUCUAGAAGUCGGCUUGCAGGAGAGCUGUGCUGAGUUUUGGACCAGUGCUGAUGACAACAGUGCUUCAGAUGAAAUAAGGAGGUCUGUCAUAGAGAUCAGCCGAGCGCUCAAGGAGCUCUUCCACGAAGCCAGGGAAAGGGCUUCCAAAGCCCUGGGCUUUGCUAAAAUGCUGAGAAAGGACCUGGAAAUAGCGGCAGAAUUUGUACUUUCCGUCCCAGUCCGAGACCUUCUGGGUGCUCUGAAAGCAAAGCAGUAUGUUAAGGUACAGAUUCCUGGGUUAGAAAACUUGCACAUGUUUGUUCCCGACACACUUGCUGAGGAGAAAAGCAUUAUUUUGCAGUUACUCAAUGCUGCUGCAGGAAAGGACUGCUCAAAAGACCCAGACGACGUCUUCAUCGAUGCCUUUCUGCUUCUGACCAAGCACGGGGACCAAGCCAGGGACUCAGAAGAUGGCUGGGGCAUGUGGGAGGCACAGGCUGUCAAAGUUGUGCCCCAGGUGGAGACUGUCGAUACCCUGAGAAACAUGCAGGUGGAUAAUCUUAUUCUUGUUGUCAUGGAGUCGGCUCACCUCCUAAUGCAGAGAAAAGCCUUCCAGCAGUCCAUCGAGGGGCUGAUGACCCUACGGCAAGAGCAGACCUCCAGCCAGCCGGUCAUUGCCAAAGCUUUGCAACAGCUCAAGAACGAUGCUCUGGAGCUUUGCAACAGAAUCAGUGAUGCUAUCGACCGGGUGGACCACAUGUUUACGUCUGAGUUUGAUGCUGACAUUGACGAGUCCGAAUCUCUCACCCUGCAGCAGUACUACCGAGAGGCGAUGGUCCAGGGGUACAACUUUGGGUUUGAGUAUCACAAAGAAGUUGUCCGUUUGAUGUCUGGAGAGUUCAGACAGAGGAUAGGAGACAAGUACAUCAGCUUCGCCCGAAAGUGGAUGAAUUAUGUCCUGACCAAGUGUGAGAGCGGCCGAGGGACAAGGCCCAGGUGGGCAACUCAAGGAUUUGAUUUUCUACAAGCCAUCGAACCUGGCUUCAUUUCUGCUUUACCAGAAGAUGACUUCUUGAGUUUACAAGCCUUGAUGAAUGAAUGCAUUGGCCAUGUCAUAGGGAAGCCACACAGUCCUGUCACAGCCAUCCAUCGGAACAGCCCCCGUCCUGUGAAGGUGCCUCGGUGCCACAGUGAUCCUCCUAACCCUCACCUCAUCAUCCCAACGCCAGAGGGAUUCAGCGCUCGGGCCGGGCCUCCAGACGCUCGGAACCUCUGCGGCCCCACCGCCGCCGCCGCCGGUCGCCCUGGCCCCUGUGGUGGGGACGCUGCGCCGCCCAAACCCAUCAGCACUGCCCCUGACGCCAGGGGUUCCAGUGUCCCUGAAAAUGAUCGCUUGGCUUCCAUAGCUGCUGAGCUGCAGUUCAGGUCCCUGAGUCGGCACUCAAGCCCCACAGAGGAGCGUGACGAGCCAGCGUAUCCAAGAAGUGAUUCAAGUGGAUCAAUACGGAGAAGUUGGGAACUUCGGACGCUUAUUAGCCAGACCAAAGACACUGCUUCCAAGCAGGGGCCCAUAGAGGCCAUCCAGAAGUCAGUCCGACUGUUUGAAGAGAAGAGGUACCGAGAAAUGCGGAGAAGGAAUAUCAUUGGUCAAGUUUGCGAUACCCCUAAGUCCUACGACAAUGUCAUGCACGUUGGAUUGAGGAAGGUGACCUUCAAGUGGCAAAGAGGAAACAAAAUCGGAGAAGGGCAGUAUGGGAAGGUCUAUACCUGCAUCAGCGUUGACACAGGGGAGCUGAUGGCCAUGAAGGAGAUUCGAUUUCAACCUAAUGACCAUAAGACUAUCAAGGAAACUGCAGAUGAACUAAAAAUAUUUGAAGGCAUCAAGCACCCCAAUCUGGUUCGGUAUUUUGGUGUGGAGCUUCACAGAGAAGAAAUGUACAUCUUCAUGGAGUACUGUGACGAGGGCACGCUGGAGGAGGUGUCGAGGCUGGGGCUCCAGGAGCACGUUAUCAGGCUCUACUCCAAGCAGAUCACUGUCGCCAUCAAUGUCCUCCACGAGCACGGCAUUGUUCACCGCGACAUCAAAGGUGCCAACAUCUUCCUUACUUCAUCUGGAUUAAUCAAAUUGGGAGAUUUUGGAUGCUCGGUAAAGCUUAAAAACAAUGCCCAGACUAUGCCUGGAGAGGUGAACAGCACACUGGGGACAGCAGCUUACAUGGCACCUGAAGUCAUCACCCGAGCUAAAGGAGAAGGCCACGGGCGUGCGGCAGAUAUCUGGAGCUUGGGGUGUGUCGUCAUAGAGAUGGUGACUGGUAAGAGGCCGUGGCACGAGUACGAACACAACUUCCAGAUUAUGUAUAAAGUGGGAAUGGGGCACAAGCCGCCAAUCCCUGAAAGGUUAAGCCCCGAAGGGAAGGACUUCCUCUCACGCUGCCUGGAAAGCGACCCAAAGAGGCGAUGGACGGCCAGCCAGCUCCUCGACCACUCUUUUGUCAAGGUUUGCACAGAUGAAGAGUGAAGCUAACCAGCCCGUGGCCUAGUAGUGUGUGGACUCGGGAAAUCUCCUUAAUCACUACUGUAUGUAAUAUUUACACAGACUGCAGAGUGCAGCACAGCCUUUUUAACCUUCCAAGACUGAAGACUGCACCGUGACAAGUGUCACUUCUGCUGCUCCUGUUGUCUGACACGGCACAGGACCCUCCCGCGUGAUGGUGUCGACGGGGUUAAAGAAGCUGCAUGUCAAGUGCCAUUACUACUGUACAUGGACCGUCGCCGUCGUCUCCUCCCUCCCUCGUGUGACUGAGAACCAUGACAUCAGUGUAGUGUUUUUGAAGAAAAGGUAGUGUUCUCAGGUGUCCUGGACCUUGCUUUAGUCCUGUUUGUUGUGUGCACUGUCUGUGAAACCUUGUUAAUAAGCUGCAGGUUUGGUAUGCAAAGGCUCAUUAGUAAAAUUGAAGAAAAGGUUCUUUUUUCAAUAAAUGGUUUAUUUUAGGAAAGC
Nannospalax galili (Upper Galilee mountains blind mole rat) is the source of this 5418-nucleotide messenger RNA. It is a transcript of the gene Map3k4, whose product is annotated as mitogen-activated protein kinase kinase kinase 4. The coding region runs from base 175 to 4938 and encodes 1587 amino acids. The transcript has 27 exons. Gene Ontology annotation, biological process: protein phosphorylation; MAPK cascade. Lineage: Eukaryota; Metazoa; Chordata; Mammalia; Rodentia; Spalacidae. The record is from RefSeq and is a predicted model, not a curated record. Gene Ontology annotation, molecular function: ATP binding; protein kinase activity.